Molecule: messenger RNA, 2511 nt
Organism: Boleophthalmus pectinirostris (great blue-spotted mudskipper)
Lineage: Eukaryota; Metazoa; Chordata; Actinopteri; Gobiiformes; Gobiidae
Product: protein NLRC3-like
Exons: 9
Coding region: 1-2511 (836 amino acids)
Molecular function (GO): protein binding
Source: RefSeq, a predicted model, not a curated record
AUGGACCAGGAGCAACUCGCUGACCUCCUGCUGACCAGGACCCGGGGCUCCGUGUGCCGGGGGCAGACCAGGCGUCUUGUGGCGCACAGGUUCAGCCGUGUGUUUGAGGGCGUGGCUAAAGCCUCAGACUCCGCCCCCCUGAGCCAGAUCUACACAGAGCUCCACAUCACAGAGGGCGGAGCCUCAGAGGUCAACCAGGAACACGAGGUCAGACUUGUGGAGACGACGUCCAGGAGACCGGCCGCUCCAGAGACCAUCACAUGUGAAGAGCUCUUUAAACCCCGCCCACAUUCACCACAACCAAUCAGAUUAGUGCUGACGAAGGGCGUGGCCGGCGUGGGGAAAACAGUGCUGACUCAGAAGUUCGGUCUGGACUGGGCUGAAGGCCGGGCCCACCAGGACCUCCAGCUGCUGUUCCCCUUCACUUUCAGAGAUCUGAACGUGCUCAGAGACACACAGUUCAGCCUGGAGGAGCUGCUGCACCACUUCUUCAGUCCAUCCAAAGAUCUGUGCAGCUUCCAACAGCUCCAGGUGCUCUUCAUCUUUGACGGUCUGGACGAGUGCAGACUUCCUCUGGACUUCGGCCGAACCCGGGUCCUGAGCGACCCCACAGAGUCCGCCUCAGUGCACGUGCUGCUGGUGAACCUCAUCAGGGGGAGCCUGCUUCCCUCCGCUCUCCUCUGGAUAACCACGCGCCCCGCCGCGGCCAAUCAGAUCCCUGCUGAGUGCGUCUCCAUGGUGACAGAGGUGCGAGGGUUCGCCGACCCGCAGAAGGAGCAGUACUUCAGGAAGAGGUUCAGAGACAAACACCAGGCCAACAUCAUCAUCUCCCACAUCAAGAGCGUCCGCAGCCUCCACAUCAUGAGCCACAUCCCGAUCUUCUGCUGGAUCCUCUCCAAGGUUCUACAGAAGCUUCUGGAACAAACAGAACCAGAGCUGCCCCGGACUCUCACACAGAUGUACGUCCACUUCCUGGUGGUGCAGGCCAAAGUCCAGAACAUCAAGUAUCAGCAGGGAUCAGGGGAGGACCUUCACUGGACUCCAGAGACCAGGGAGAUGGUGAAGUCUCUGGGAAAAGUGGCCUUUGAGCAGCUGCAGAAAGGAAACCUGAUCUUCUACGAGAGUGACCUGAGCGAGUGUGGGCUGGACGCUGCAGCGGCCUCAGUGUACUCCGGAGUGUUCACACAGGUCUUUAGAGAGGAGCCAGGCCUGUACCAGGACAAGGUCUACAGCUUCAUCCAUCUGAGUGUGCAGGAGUUUCUGGCCGCUCUUCACGUCCAUCUGACCUUCUUCAGCUCCGGAGAGAACCUUCUAGUGGAGGACGGGUCCGAGAGCUCGGACCCGGUGCUCUUUUACAAAACGGCGGUGGAGACGUGCGUGCGGCGUCCCAACGGACACCUGGACCUGUUCCUGCGCUUCCUCCUGGGUCUGUCCCUGCCGGCCAAUCAGAGGCUGCUGCGGGGGCUGAUGUCACCGACAGGCAGCGAGGCGACCAAUCAGGAGACGGUGCGGUACCUGCAGAAGAAGGUGAGCGAGGAACAGAGGGAGGAGCUGUCCACGGAGAAAGUCCUCAACCUGUUCUACUGCCUGAGCGAGAUGCAGGACCAUAGCCUCGUCCAGCAGGUCCAGACCCAGCUCAGGUCCGGGGUUCUGGAUCCGGCCCGGUUCUCCUCGACUCAGUGGGCCGCUCUGGUUUUCCUGCUCCUGACGUCGGAUCGGGACCUGGAUCUGUUUGAUCUCCGGAAGUUCUGUCCAUCAGAGGAGGCUCUGCUCCACCUGCUCCCAGUGCUGCAGGCCUCCACCCGCGCCAUGUUGGGCGGGUGUCACCUGUCGGAGCGCUCCUGUUCUGCUCUGGGCUCGGUUCUGGUUCGGUCCAGUCUCAAAGAACUGGACCUUAGCAACAACGACCUGGAGGACUGUGGAGUGAAGCAACUGUGUGAAGGACUGAAGAGUGACACCUGUGAGCUCCAGGUGCUCAGGUUGUCCCUGUGUCACCUGUCGGAGCGCUCCUGUUCUGCUCUGGGCUCAGUUCUGGUUCGGUCCAGUCUCAAAGAACUGGACCUUAGCAACAACGACCUGGAGGACUGUGGAGUGAAGCAACUGUGUGAAGGACUGAAGAGUGACACCUGUGAGCUCCAGGUGCUCAGACUCUCUGGUUGUCUCGUGACCCAAAGCGGAUGCUCGUCUCUGGCCGCGGCUCUGACCCUGAACCCGACUCACCUCCAGGAGCUGGACCUGAGCUUCAACCACCCGGGAAUCUUCGGAACUGAGACCCUGAAGAACCUGAGAGACGACCCGCGCUACAGCCUCCACACACUCAGGUUGGACCCUCAGAGUGUUUGGUGGAAAAUGCCGGGUUUGGCCAAAUACUCGUGUGAGCCGAGGUUCGAUCUCACCACCGCAAACUUCGAGCUCAAAGUUCUGGAGAAAAAACCCGAGGUCCAGUUCACCGAAGAACAACAGAAAUAUCCACAGCACCCGCAACGCUUCGACUGGUACCCCCAGUCCUAA